Messenger RNA from Aspergillus tanneri, 2445 nucleotides. RefSeq names its product protein sld2 (gene sld2). The transcript has 4 exons. Gene Ontology annotation, molecular function: single-stranded DNA binding; DNA replication origin binding. Lineage: Eukaryota; Fungi; Ascomycota; Eurotiomycetes; Eurotiales; Aspergillaceae. Gene Ontology annotation, biological process: double-strand break repair via break-induced replication; DNA replication initiation; mitotic DNA replication preinitiation complex assembly. Gene Ontology annotation, cellular component: DNA replication preinitiation complex. The record is from RefSeq and is a predicted model, not a curated record. Bases 1 to 2445 code for a protein of 814 amino acids.
AUGUUGCGCUCCCUCUUGUCGCUGGGUGGCAUCCACCGCGAGAACUAUGUUUUCCCGACCGUGGACCCAGCAGAGGAUGGCCCAGACUGUAAGAAGGACUGCGCUGACUGUACAACACAUUUCCCUCCGAAAGUAAAAGUCGAGACCUUGAAACCGCUGUAUGGGCACUUGAAACCGGUGAACACACAUGUCCUGGUAGCUACCGGCAAAUCAGAUUGGAAGCAACAUGUCGAGGACGAAAAAGGGAGCUUAAUGGAAGCCUUUGAUCGCACCUCUGCCAAAUCAAAACACGGAAGAAUAAUGGUCUCCGCAUCGAACCUCCAAGAACCGGACCAUGACACAGACUGUGGUCAUCAAAGGCCGAACGGAAGCACCGUGUUGCUUUUACCUUCAUUUACAUUUGUUGACUCAGUAACGAGCGAUGAUGUGAAAGAGCUCGUGGACUGCUUCAUCGACGCUCCGCAGUCUAGUCCGGAUGGAAAACCUGCCAGCUCUCGGUUACCGUCGCGGCCAUGCAAAUAUGAUUACGUGGUACUUCUUUGCUCUCAUAAACGGCGAGAUGCGCGGUGUGGUAUCACCGCUCCUUUGAUCAAGCGAGAGCUGGAACGACAUUUACGACCUCUCGGGUUGUAUCGAGAUGCAGACGAUGAACGACCGGGCGGAGUGGGGAUUUUCUUCGUUUCCCACGUGGGCGGCCACAAGUUCUCGGCCAAUGUCCUGAUCUAUCGGAAGAAAGAGGAGCAAUUGAUUUGGCUGGCAAGGAUCAAGCCAGAGCACUGCGAGGGUGUGGUUAAAUACACUCUCUUACAAGGGAAGUCUCAACAUGCAAUAAUGGCCAGCGUUGAUGUCUCAGAAAUUGCAACACUCUCAUCCAACCUACGAGCAGAACUGAAAGAGUGGGAGAGAGAUUUUGCAGCUGCCAAUGAAGGGAAAAAAGCAGAGCGUAGCGAUAUCAAGAAGGUUCCUGAAAUAGCGGCCAAAUAUAAGGAAUACUCACGACUUAAAUCCCUCGAAGCGUCAUCCAAACACGGGAAACAACGCCAGUCACAAGAUGUAAAGCCGGAUGACCGCCCCAAAAAACGCAAGCACGGGUCUCCUACAGGCCCUGGGAAUGACUACAACACGAGCUCUCCUCGCAAGACGACAAAGGGACCCUUUACGACGCCGUCAAAACCACGGGCGGAGAGCUCUCAUCCCUCCCAGGUUGACCCAUACGACUCACCGUCAAUAUUCCGCAGGCUAUUUAGCCCGUCUACUCAUCAACAGUCCUCCUCCCCGCUGAAGACAGCCAUUGGUCCCACUCCUCAAAGAGAUGGAAAGGCGCUUGGCCUGUUCGAUCUUCUCUCUGAUUCUGGUGGUAGUACUGUAACCCCCUCGGCUAAUAGGAUUGCAAGUAUCCAAGGGGCGGCUAUUCAGACUCCAUCAAAGCGAAGAACUAUGGAUACCAUUCCUGAAGAGGAAGAGGAGGAAGAAGAAAGCCCUAGAGCUGAACGGACGCCUGCUUCGUCAGGGAAAAAGUAUAUGCUCUCAACACUCUUUGCCACCCCAACAACGCUACGCUUUGCUGCCAUGGUGGAAAACGAGAACGAUCCAGAGGCAGGGGCUCAAGAAAAACGGUCCGAUGCAGAAGCAAAUCCACAAGAAACUGCAGAGUCGGACACACCAUCUUUCCUGCGACGAUCCAACGCCGCACGCUACGGUCCUACCAACUCCUCCAGUAAUGCUGGGGAAUUGAGUCCGAUGCCCGUGCGAAAGCCAGCGCAGUUCGUUGGCAAGGGUUUAUCGGCUUUAGUGCAAGGCCUACGAGACAUGGAAGAAGAGCAGUUGCAGGAUGAGCUAGACGUGCUUUAUGAGAUAGAAGCCGAACAAGCAGCUGCAUCAAAUGUCGAAGUUGGUGAUAGCCAGAUACCAGACAAUAACACCGGGCGGCCGUUCAAGAAGAAAGGCCAGAAGCGAACAACACGCCGAGUGCACAUGAAACCGGUCGUCUCGAAAUCGAAACCCGAACCGCAUUUAUCAGAUCCCCCCAAGGGAAAUGAUAGCAAUGAAAAGCAAAGCGACGACGAGCUCGCGGCAGUCCCAGAAACACAACGCCUAAAUUCCGAAAAAAAUCAUGAAGAGAUAUGGGCCGACGCCUUUGACGAUAUCGAUUCGCUUCAUACACUGUCCGAUGGAGAUGUGGACUCUGAUCCCGAGUACACAGAACAGGUCAAGUCCAUUACAAGGAGCAAGAGCUUUUCUGAGAAGAUCAAGGAGGCCAUCGGAGUCUCUGAGCCCCAGCCUAAAGACCAACAGAAAGCAUCACAGCCUCAGACCAAAACAGAUGAAAAUAAGAAACCACGAGAACGGAAGGUCAAUCCUGAAGCGCAUGCCAAUUACCGAUCAUUGAAAAUUCGAAACAGAGGUACCAAAGGCCGAGGCGCAGGACGUUUUCGCAGGAGGUGA